This is a messenger RNA of Sander lucioperca (pikeperch), 2637 nucleotides long. RefSeq lists its product as uncharacterized. Bases 1 to 2637 code for a protein of 878 amino acids. The record is from RefSeq and is a predicted model, not a curated record. The transcript is spliced from 14 exons. NCBI's taxonomy places the organism in Eukaryota, Metazoa, Chordata, Actinopteri, Perciformes, Percidae.
AUGUCUGGAAACGUGAUUCAGUCCUCUGUGCUUGGGAAUGGCGUCCCUGAAAGGGCCAUUGAUGGAAAUCGUGCUAGUGACUGGGCAGAGGGAUCCUGUACCCAGACUAACAAUGAAUUAAAACCAUGGUGGAGACUGGACCUCCUGAACACAUAUCAGAUCAACACUGUCACCAUCACCAACAGAGGAGAUUGUUGCCCCAAAAGAAUCAAUGGUGCUGAGAUCCGCAUUGGAGAUUCCCUCAAUGACAAUGGCAACGGUAAUCCCAGAUGUGCUGUUAUCUCAUCUAUCGCAGCUGGGACCACCCAAACUUUUGCGUGCAAUGCAAUGGAAGGUCGUUAUGUAAACAUUGUGAUUCCUGGUAGACGACAGUACCUGACACUGUGCGAGGUGGAAGUCAAUGGUCAGCCUAAAGGUAACACUGCUCCAACUGGUCCUAAUAUUGCUCAAGCUGGAAACGUGAUUCAGUCCUCUGUGUUUGGGAAUGGCGUCCCUGAAAGGGCCAUUGAUGGAAAUCGUGCUAGCGACUGGGCAGAGGGAUCCUGUACCCACACUAACAAUGAUUUAAAACCAUGGUGGAGACUGGACCUCCUGAAGACAUAUCAGAUCAACAGUGUCACCAUCACCAACAGAGGAGAUUGUUGCCCCGAAAGAAUCAAUGGUGCUGAGAUCCGCAUUGGAGAUUCCCUCAAUGACAAUGGCAACCGUAAUCCCAGAUGUGCUGUUAUCUCGUCUAUCGCAGCUGGGACCACCCAAACUUUUGCGUGCAAUGCAAUGGAAGGUCGUUAUGUAAACAUUGUGAUUCCUGGUAGACGACAGUACCUGACACUGUGCGAGGUGGAAGUCAAUGGUCAGCCUAAAGGUAACACUGGUCCAACUGGUCCUAAUAUUGCUCAAGCUGGAAACGUGAUUCAGUCCUCUGUGUUUGGGAAUGGCGUCCCUGAAAGGGCCAUUGAUGGACAUCGUGCUAGCGACUGGACACAGGGAUCCUGUACCCACACUAACAAUGAUUUAAAACCAUGGUGGAGACUGGACCUCCUGAAGACAUAUCAGAUCAACAGUGUCACCAUCACCAACAGAGGAGAUUGUUGCCCCGAAAGAAUCAAUGGUGCUGAGAUCCGCAUUGGAGAUUCCCUCAAUGACAAUGGCAACGGUAAUCCCAGAUGUGCUGUUAUCUCGUCUAUCGCAGCUGGGACCACCCAAACUUUUGUGUGCAAUGCAAUGGAAGGUCGUUAUGUAAACAUUGUGAUUCCUGGUAGACGACAGUACCUGACACUGUGCGAGGUGGAAGUCAAUGGUCAGCCUAAAAGUAACACUACUCCAACAGAACCUAAUAUUGCUCAAGCUGGAAACGUGAUUCAGUCCUCUGUGUUUGGGAAUGGCGUCCCUGAAAGGGCCAUUGAUGGAAAUCGUGCUAGCGACUGGGCAGAGGGAUCCUGUACCCACACUAACAAUGAUUUAAAACCAUGGUGGAGACUGGACCUCCUGAACACAUAUCAGAUCAACAGUGUCACCAUCACCAACAGAGGAGAUUGUUGCCCCGAAAGAAUCAAUGGUGCUGAGAUCCGCAUUGGAGAUUCCCUCAAUGACAAUGGCAACGGUAAUCCCAGAUGUGCUGUUAUCUCGUCUAUCGCAGCUGGGACCACCCAAACUUUUGCGUGCAAUGCAAUGGAAGGUCGUUAUGUAAACAUUGUGAUUCCUGGUAGACGACAGUACCUGACACUGUGCGAGGUGGAAGUCAAUGGUCAGCCUAAAGAACCUAAUAUUGCUCAAGCUGGAAACGUGAUUCAGUCCUCUGUGUUUGGGAAUGGCGUCCCUGAAAGGGCCAUUGAUGGAAAUCGUGCUAGCGACUGGGCAGAGGGAUCCUGUACCCACACUAACAAUGAUUUAAAACCAUGGUGGAGACUGGACCUCCUGAACACAUAUCAGAUCAACAGUGUCACCAUCACCAACAGAGGAGAUUGUUGCCCCGAAAGAAUCAAUGGUGCUGAGAUCCGCAUUGGAGAUUCCCUCAAUGACAAUGGCAACGGUAAUCCCAGAUGUGCUGUUAUCUCGUCUAUCGCAGCUGGGACCACCCAAACUUUUGCGUGCAAUGCAAUGGAAGGUCGUUAUGUAAACAUUGUGAUUCCUGGUAGACGACAGUACCUGACACUGUGCGAGGUGGAAGUCAAUGGUCAGCCUAAAGUUUGUCCAGAACCUAAUAUUGCUCAAGCUGGAAACGUGAUUCAGUCCUCUGUGUUUGGGAAUGGCGUCCCUGAAAGGGCCAUUGAUGGAAAUCGUGCUAGCGACUGGGCAGAGGGAUCCUGUACCCACACUAACAAUGAUUUAAAACCAUGGUGGAGACUGGACCUCCUGAACACAUAUCAGAUCAACAGUGUCACCAUCACCAACAGAGGAGAUUGUUGCCCCGAAAGAAUCAAUGGUGCUGAGAUCCGCAUUGGAGAUUCCCUCAAUGACAAUGGCAACGGUAAUCCCAGAUGUGCUGUUAUCUCGUCUAUCGCAGCUGGGACCACCCAAACUUUUGCGUGCAAUGCAAUGGAAGGUCGUUAUGUAAACAUUGUGAUUCCUGGUAGACGACAGUACCUGACACUGUGCGAGGUGGAAGUCAAUGGUCAGCCUAAAGGUCACCUGGCUUGA